Messenger RNA from Cercocebus atys (sooty mangabey), 2640 nucleotides. RefSeq names its product XK, Kell blood group complex subunit-related family, member 5 (gene XKR5). Gene Ontology annotation, biological process: apoptotic process involved in development; engulfment of apoptotic cell; phosphatidylserine exposure on apoptotic cell surface. The transcript is spliced from 7 exons. Gene Ontology annotation, cellular component: plasma membrane. NCBI's taxonomy places the organism in Eukaryota, Metazoa, Chordata, Mammalia, Primates, Cercopithecidae. The record is from RefSeq and is a predicted model, not a curated record. Bases 54 to 2108 code for a protein of 684 amino acids.
GGGACCGCGGGCAGGGGAAGGGGCGGGCGCAGGCUGCGGGGUCGGCGCGGAGGAUGCACGCGGGGCUCCUGGGGCUGUCCGCCCUGAUGCAGGCGGCCGAGCAGAGCGCGCGCCUCUACACCGUGGCUUACUACUUCACCACAGGGCGGCUUCUGUGGGGGUGGCUGGCCCUGGCUGUCCUCCUGCCCGGGUUCUUGGUCCAGGGCCUGAGCUACCUGUGGUUCCGAGCAGACGGGCAUCAAGGGCAUUGCUCCUUGGUGAUGCUGCACCUCCUACAGCUUGGUGUUUGGAAGCGGCACUGGGACGCUGUGCUGACCGCGCUGCAGAAGGAACAGGAGGCUCCCCAUCGAGGCUGGCUGCGGCUGCAGGAGGCCGACCUGUCGGCCCUUCGACUGUUGGAGGCCCUGCUGCAGACUGGACCCCACCUGCUGCUUCAGACAUACGUUUUUCUAGCCUCAGGCUUCACAGAUAUUGUGCCAGGGGUGAGCACCCUGUUCUCCUGGUCCUCACUCUCCUGGGCACUGGUGUCCUACACUCGCUUCAUGGGCUUCAUGAAGCCAGGCCACCUGGCCGUGCCAUGGGCCGCCCUCUUCUGCCAGCAGCUCUGGAGGAUGGGCAUGCUGGGAACCCGCGUGCUGAGUCUGGUUCUGUUCUACAAAGCCUACCACGUUUGGGUUUUGGUGGUUGCAGGUGCCCACUGGCUGGUGAUGACAUUCUGGCUCGUCGCCCAGCAGAGUGACAUCAUCGACAGCACCUGCCACUGGAGGCUGUUCAACCUGCUCGUGGGGGCCGUGUACAUCCUCUGCUACCUCAGCUUCUGGGACAGCCCUUCCAGAAAUAGGAUGGUCACAUUCUACAUGGUCAUGCUGUUGGAGAACAUCAUCCUGUUGCUUUUGGCCACCGACUUUCUCCAGGGGGCAUCAUGGACCAGCCUGCAGACCAUAGCUGGGGUCCUGUCUGGAUUUCUGAUUGGCAGUGUCUCGCUGGUAAUUUAUUACAGCCUGUUGCAUCCAAAAUCCACAGAUAUCUGGCAGGGCUGCCUAAGGAAGUCCUGUGGCAUUGCAGGAGGUGAUAAAACAGAGAGAGGAGCUUCUCCCCGGGCUGUAGCUCUAGCUGGGAAGACAACCGAGAGCUCAGGCUCAUGCCAAGGGCCAAGUUAUGAGCUAACCAUUUUGGGGAAGCCCCCUACCCCUGAGCAGGUCCCCCCAGAGGCUGGGCUGGGGACCCAGGUUGCUGUGGAGGACUCCUUACUCAGUCAUCACCACUGGCUGUGGGUGAAACUUGCCCUAAAAACAGGAAAUGUGUCUAAGAUCAAUGCCACCUUUGGAGAUGCCAGUCCUGUCUACUGUCCACCUGCGUGGGGGUUGAGUCAACAGGACGACCUGCAGAGGACGGCCCUGUCCGCCCAGCAAGAGCUCCCAUCCUCAUCCCGUGACCCGUCAACCUUAGAGAACAGCUCUGCAUUUGAAGGUGUCCCUAAAGCAGAGGCCGACCCAUUGGAAACCUCAAGUUACGUAUCUUUUGCCAGCAAUCAGCAGGAUGAGGCACCUAGCCAGAACCCAGCAGCCACGCAGAGGGUGGGCACCCCAAAGGAAGGAGCCGACGCUGUUUUUGGGACACAGGGGAAGGGGAUGGGUGGGGAGCCAAGAGGAGGGGAAGGACAGCAGAGUUCCACAUUAUACUUCAGCGCCACUGCAGAAGUGGCCACAUCCUCACAAGAAGGCAGCCCAGCUACUCUGCAAACAGCCCACUCUGGAAGGAGUCUGAGAAAGAGCUGCCCUGCCCAGCCUGCGUCGCCCCAGCCAGUGGUCAAACCCUUCCCCGUCACCAUGGCUGACAUUAGCCCCAUCCUAGGCACAGGCCCCUGCAGCGGCUUCUGCCCCAGUGCAGGCUUCCCUGAAAGAACCCUCAGUAUCUCAGAGCUGGAGGAGCCGCAGGAGCCCACAAGGGACCAAAGUCACCAUGCAGCUGUUGGUGUGUGGAUGUCGUUGCCACAGCUGAGGACUGCCCAUGAGCCCUGCCUCACGUCCACCCCUAAGUCUGAGUCUAUCCAAAGGGACUGCAGCUGCAGGGAACAGAUGAAGCAAGAGCCGAGUUUUUUCAUCUGACCACAGUCAUGGUGGGAUAAGACAACAGGCUGACAAGCCAAGCUGGUCAUUUGGUGCAGUGAGAAGAGAAAUCCCACUUCUGACACCUGUGUCCUUGGGCAUGUUACUGUCACCUCUGAAUCUCCAUCUGCAUCCCUGAAAAAUGAGGAAACAGGGCUGGAUGACUUCUCAGAUUCGCUGUAAACAUCACAGACCCCACCCAUGCAUAGCAGAGACUCUAACACACUGUGGAGGAGGAGAAAGAGAUUCCAGUCAAAAUUGCCUGCUGCCUUUUAUAAGCUAUAGGUUCCCCUGUUUUAUCUUUUUGCUGUGGCUUCUUGGAAACACAAAGGUAAAACCCAGAUUCCUGUUUUAUUCGGGGUUCUUGUUACAAUUAGCUUUGCCUCACACUUAGUGGUUAUGAAUCUCAUUUUCAUAUAUUGUAACUGCAUUAUGUUAUGAAGUCUCCUGGUAAGAUAAUGUGAAUGCUUUCUGAGAGUAGAUAAGGACUGUGUGUUUGUAAUAACUAACAUAACUGAAAAUGCAAACAUCA